GACCCUCUCCAUGAGGGAGAAAAUGAAUAUGAAUGAGAAUAUAUUGCUGUGAUAUGAUACAAAGAAGCUCUUUAAAAAUUGUGAUUGUACUGUUCUCACUUUGACAUCUGCACACAGGAUAACUAAUACAUGUUACAUCACAUUGGUUUCUGUAAUUACUAUAUGUGACUGACACCAUAUGAAACAGUCCGGGGACAACUCAGUGGUUUCCACAUCUGUGGAGAAGGCUGGGAAUGAGCGGCCGGCUGAUGUGUCUGUUAUCAUUCCCACAUAUAAUGCUGAGGCCUGGCUGGAUGAAUGUUUGACAUCUGUUUUCCAACAAGACUUUGACGGCUCGCUAGAGGUGUCCAUUUACAAUGAUGGUAGCACGGAUGGUUCUGAUGGUGUUGUACAGCAAUGGAAGUCAAGGUUUGAAGAAAGAGGAAUCCGAGUAAUCAUGGGAGGUCACAAGUCUCCCCGGCCUCAUGGAGUUGGCUACGCAAAGAACCAAGCCAUUAGGCAGAGCUCUGGAUGUUACUUGUGUUUCUUGGAUUCGGAUGACAUCAUGAUGCCACAGCGAAUCAGACUACAGUAUGAGGCUGCACAUCAUCGACCACGGAGUAUUAUUGGUAGUCAGGUGAGACGGGAACCUGCAGAGGCUACAGAACGCUACACUCGAUGGAUCAAUGGUCUGACACCAGAACAGCUCCUAACACAGGUGUUCACAUCACAUGGACCAACAGUCAUCAUGCCCACAUGGUUUUGCUCCAGAGAGUGGUACUGUUAUGUGGGGCAAUUUGUUGAAGAUGGACAGGGCACUCCGGAAGACUUAUUGUUUUUCUAUGAACACCUCCGGAAAGAUGGUGGGGUCCAUCGUGUGGAUGAAUGCCUUCUGCAAUAUCGUUACCAUGAACACGCUGCUACACAUUCUGUAUCUGAGGAAACGAUCUGGAAUAAUCGUGUCAAAUUCCUAGAGGAGCGUGUCCUUCAGCACUGGCCAUCUUUCACUAUCUGGAAUGCAGGCAAACAGGGUAGGAAGCUGUAUCGGAGCCUGUCAUCUGGUAACAGGCAGAAGGUUGUUGCGUUUUGUGAUGUUGACAAUGCAAAAAUUUCAAAGGGUUUCUACACAUAUGAGGAAUCUGAGAAACGACCAAAGCCAAGGAUUCCUGUGCUCCACUUCAGAGACGCCAAGCCACCAUUUAUUAUCUGUGUCAAACUGGACCUGACAGGAGGAGGAUUUGAAGACAAUCUGCGGUCUCUCAACCUGAAAGAAGGAGUGGACUACUAUCACUUCAGCUGAUAUACUGCAACAGGAACACAGAACUUCCACUGCUCCCUGAGAGGCAGAGGCAUGUCACUGUCCUAAUGAGGUGACCCAUGUAUGGCGUAUAAACGGCAAUAGGAAUUUAUGGAUUGCACCUCCUUUUUAUGCCUGAUAGAAUAUUUAAUACACUUAUUGUGACAGAAAAUCAAUUACAUGGAAUGUGCUAAUUUAUAGCAUGGAACAGAACAGUAUGCCUUAGAAAUGUAUAUAACAAUGGCUUAUUAUGAUGUAGACAAGUUGACAGACAAAUGAAGUUAAUACAGAAUAAAAGUAACCGCAAAAUAGAUUGCAAGGAUAUUAGAAGUAAUCUCCUUUCUAUAACAUGGGAACCCUGUGUAAUAAGCUGAUGAUACCGCCAUACGCAUUCCCCAGGCUAAAUACUGUAUUUCUGUAACAUAACUGUGUAUUACACCAAUGAUCUGUAACUAUGAACCUUCUUGUAUAAAAACACAGCCUCGUC
Pseudophryne corroboree (corroboree frog) is the source of this 1763-nucleotide messenger RNA. It is a transcript of the gene B3GNTL1, whose product is annotated as UDP-GlcNAc:betaGal beta-1,3-N-acetylglucosaminyltransferase like 1. The coding region runs from base 179 to 1279 and encodes 366 amino acids. The record is from RefSeq and is a predicted model, not a curated record. The transcript has 14 exons. Lineage: Eukaryota; Metazoa; Chordata; Amphibia; Anura; Myobatrachidae.